This is a messenger RNA of Penicillium griseofulvum, 711 nucleotides long. RefSeq names its product rhamnogalacturonan acetylesterase RgaE. The record is from RefSeq and is a predicted model, not a curated record. Gene Ontology annotation, molecular function: hydrolase activity, acting on ester bonds. Bases 1 to 711 code for a protein of 236 amino acids. Lineage: Eukaryota; Fungi; Ascomycota; Eurotiomycetes; Eurotiales; Aspergillaceae. The transcript has 3 exons.
AUGAAAUCUACUAUUCUUCUCUCGCUCAUCCCGAGUGCACUGAGUACGACCAUCUACCUUGCUGGUGACUCGACUAUGGCAAAGAGUGGGACUGGAUCUGGGACAGCAGGAUGGGGUGAAUAUGUUACGCCAUAUACCUCACUCACCGUGUCCAAUAAAGCUGUCGCCGGCCGUAGCGCACGGUCAUAUACACGUGAGGGUCGGUUCGAUGCUAUUGCAGCAUUGGUUCAGUCUGGAGACUGGGUGAUCAUCGAAUUCGGGCACAAUGACGGUGGUUCUCUGACUCCCACCGAUAAUGGGCGUACCGACUGUGCUGGCACAGGAAGCGAGACCUGUAGCACAACAUACAACGGGGUUGCCGAGACAGUGUUGACAUUCCCGGCAUAUGUAGAGAAUGCCACCAAGGUGUUCAAGGCCAAGGGCGCAAAUGUGAUCAUCUCGAGCCAAACACCCAACAACCCCUGGGAAAGUGGAACCUUCACUUAUGCCCCGUCGCGGUUUGUGGGUUAUGCGCAGGUAGCAGCUGUAGCCGCAGGUGUACCCUAUGUUGACCACGGUGCUUAUGUGGCAGAUCGAUUCAGGCAGUUAGGCAUGGCUGCUGUCGAUGCAUACUUCCCCUUAGAUCACACGCACACUAGUGCUGCCGGUGCAUCGGUAGUGGCCCAGGCCUUUUUCAAGGCUGUGGUUCAUGUCUAUAAGAGCGGAAUUUAG